Messenger RNA from Capsaspora owczarzaki ATCC 30864, 1555 nucleotides. RefSeq lists its product as hypothetical. NCBI's taxonomy places the organism in Eukaryota, Filasterea, Ministeriida, Capsasporidae. The record is from RefSeq and is a predicted model, not a curated record. The transcript is spliced from 4 exons. Bases 56 to 1399 code for a protein of 447 amino acids.
AAAAACAAGUUCUCAGUUCGAGUAUUCUCAUUGAAACGAGAAAUCAGCGCAAGGAAUGUCCGACCCGUGGUUUAAAGGCCAGCAGCAGUGGGGCGCAGCGUCCACUCCCGAUCGCCAGGCUGCUCAAGCAUGGGCUUCAACAUCGUCGAACGCUGAACGCGGCGAGGCGAACGAAAUGCACACCCUGCGUGGCCGCUCGAGCACAGUGUCCAGCGUUGCCGACGAUGCAGAUGAGGCGGACGUCGAGAGCUAUCUGAACGGCGCGGGUCGCCCUUCGCAUCCCUCCGACCGUCAGCUGAUCCCUGAUGAGGACCCUCACAAAAAGCACGCAAAGGCCAAGCGUUAUGUGACGCACAUUCCGCUCUGGCAGCGCUACGCCGUUGCCAUCACUGUCCUUGUUAUUCUGCUUGCCUUGUUCGCUGGCAUGGCGGCCUACAACUUUGCCUCGCACGAACGUCAUGAAGUCGACAAUUCUGCAGAGGAAGCUUCGUUGGCCACCGUUUCGCGAUCGUCCGUCUCUGCCCUGUCUGCGUCAAGCGUUGAAGUAAUGCUGGCCUCUGUAGCAACCGCAUCUGUGUCGCAGGUAUCGCUCGCGAGUGCUGUUUCAGUAUCCUCUGUCGCUGCCGUUGCCACUUCGAUUGCGUCCGUUCUCGACGUUGCGUCGUCGGCUGCAUCCGUGCUUGACGCUGCAUCGUCGUCUGCUUCUGUGGCCUCUGCCGUCGACGUCGCAUCAUCGGCUUCUGUGGCCUCUGCUAUUGAUUUUGCAUCGUCGUCUGCUUCUGUCGCGUCUGCCAUUGAUGUCGCUUCGUCGGCGUCUGUGGCCUCCGCUGUCGAGUUUGCGUCGUCGGCUUCCGUGGCCUCAGUCGUAGAUGCUGCAUCGUCCUCAGCCUCUGCCGCCUCUGCCCUGGAUAUCGAGUCGUCCGCCUCUGUGGCGUCUGCCGAGUCGGCCUCUGUUGCAUCUGCCGUUGAUGCCGCAUCGUCAUCAGCUUCUGUUGCUGCUCUCACCUCGACCCCAGCGCCCACCGAUCUCUCUUCCGCCACUCCCGAGGCCACCGAUCUCUCGUCCGCCACUCCCGAGGCUACUGAUCUCUCUUCCGCAACUCCCGAAGUCACUGACGUCUCUUCCGCAACGCCUGAAGUCACUGACGUCUCUUCCGCAACUCCUGAAGUCACCGAUGUCUCGUCGGCCACUCCCGAGGUCUCAUCCGCCACACCCGAAGUCACUGAUGUCUCAUCCGCUACUCCUGACGUUGUCUCUUCCGCUACUCCUGACGCCGUCUCAUCCGCCACACCCGAAGUCACUGAUGUCUCAUCCGCUACUCCCGACGCCGUCUCAUCCGCUACUCCUGACGCCGUCUCAUCCGCUACUCCUGAGGUCACCGCAGUUGCAAGCCCGUAAUUUUUUGUUGUUUCUCAGCUAGUUAUCCUGUUUGUGUGUCUUGUUUUCUCUCUGUGCAGCAGGUUUGUUGCUGGAGCAAGUUUUUGGUGAUGUGUUUGAGUUUGAAUAUUUUUUGUGCGCGUGAGUGUUGUAUUUUUAUAAGCCCUCUUCUGAUCG